Messenger RNA from Procambarus clarkii (red swamp crayfish), 4321 nucleotides. RefSeq lists its product as uncharacterized. The record is from RefSeq and is a predicted model, not a curated record. Lineage: Eukaryota; Metazoa; Arthropoda; Malacostraca; Decapoda; Cambaridae.
AGCAGCCGGGAGAGGAGGGACCCCAGCUCCCAGGACACCCCUCACGGACCUACCUACACUCCCAAGUACACACACACACCCACGAACUGUACUUACACCCAGCAACACAUGAACUAAGACACAAGCCGCUAUGAGAACGGUGGCGCCAGCAGCGGUGUGGGCGUGUGUGUGGGCGGUGGUGUGGGCGGAUUACCCAGCGCCCUCACCCGGCCUACAUACACACAGGUCCUACAAGCCAGCCGUGGAGUAUGCUGGACCUAUCGUAUACUCGGAUGAGAAGCCUCCCAUCAUACACUUCCCUCGUCCUCCUAGACCUUCGGUUGGUGGGUACGGAAACAAGGCGGUCAAGUCUCAGCCGGUCAAAUACGUGCCACUGCCGCACCACGAGCUGCCUGUCCUCAUCUACCAGUCUGACAGCUCUCCGCCCGUCCACGUCGUCCACACGCCCGCGCCGCCCAUUCACGCCCAUCUCAAGGCCGCCCCCAAGCCCAUCUACGGUCCGCCGCCCAAAGCUCCACGUCCUAGUUACGGUCCACCACCCAAGGUUCCCAAGAACACUUAUGGACCACCACCUAAAGCCCCUAAACCCUCCUAUGGUCCACCACCCAAGGCUCCUGGUCCAAGCUAUGGUCCACCACCCAAGGCUCCUGGUCCAAGCUAUGGUCCACCACCCAAGGCUCCUGGUCCAAGUUAUGGUCCACCACCCAAAGCUCCUGGUCCAAGUUAUGGUCCACCCAAGGCUCCCAGUCCAAGCUAUGGUCCACCACCUAAGGCUCCCAGUCCAAGCUAUGGUCCACCCAAGGCUCCCGGUCCAAGUUAUGGUCCACCCAAGGCUCCCAGUCCAAGCUAUGGUCCACCAAAGGCUUCCAGUCCAAGCUAUGGACCACCCAAGGCUCCCAGUCCAAGCUAUGGUCCACCAAAGGCUCCCAGUCCAAGCUAUGGUCCACCAAAGGCUUCCAGUCCAAGCUAUGGUCCACCGAAGGCUCCUGGUCCAAGCUAUGGACCACCCAAGGCUCCUGGUCCAAGCUAUGGUCCACCGAAGGCUCCUGGUCCAAGCUAUGGUCCACCGAAGGCUCCUGGUCCAAGCUAUGGCCCAUCCAAGGCUUCUAGUGCAAGCUAUAGUCCUCCCAAGGCCCCCAUUCCAAGCUAUGGUCCACCUAAAGCCACUAGCAUAAGCUAUGAAUCACCCAAGGAUUCUAGUCAAAGCUAUGGUCCUCCCAAGGCUCCUAUUCCAAGCUACGGUCCUCCUAAGUCCAUAGUUCCGACCUAUGAUCCUCCUAAGGUUAGCCCAAGUUACGGUCCACCUAAAGCUACCCCACCAAAUUAUGGUCCGCCAAAGGCCUCAAGUGCUCAGUACAGCGCCCCUUCUGACACCGGUCCUGUAUACAUCAAUGCUCCCCCUGCACCUAGCCCCGUCCUAGUUCCAGCCCCACAGCCUCAGUACGCCCUCUCUAAUGCCCCCAAACCUUCUUAUGGCCCUCCGCCCAAGGCAGCUAAGGGCACCAGUAAGGAAAGUUAUGGCCCGCCUCCCAAGGUCUCUGCUCCUAACUAUGGCCAUCCCCUUACUAAAACACCCCCAUACGUUCCUCCACCACCGACCUACGGACCCCCACUGGCCGCCCCUACUAAGGGCACCCCCGCCCCACACAUCAUCUAUGCUGGCCACCCACCCAUCCACGUGUACCAGCAGCCGCCAGUCUUCCAGCUGACAAAGGCACCACACAAGCCCAGCUACGGGCCGCCACCAAAGGUCUCUCUCCCAACGUAUGGCCCACCCAAGGCUCCUCUCAAGGCGCCAGCACCAAGCUAUGGACUUUCUCCAAACACUCCUCCGGCAUCCUACGGACCUCCUCCUAAGGCUCCCACACCAUCAUAUGGUCCUCCUUCCAAAUAUCCUGCACCAUCCUAUGGACCUCCAAAGGCUCCUGAACCAUCCUAUGGACUUUCAAAGGCUUCUGCGCCAUCCUAUGGACCUCCCAAAAGUAUUUUACAAUCCUAUGGAUCAUCAAAUGCUCCAAUUCCUUCAUAUGGACCACCUCCAAAGGCUCCUGGACCAUCUUAUGGGCCUCCAAAGGCUACUCCACCAGCAUAUGGACCUCCUCCCAAGGCUUCUGCACCAUCCUAUGGACCUCCUCCUAAGGCUCCUACCCCUUCAUAUGGCCCACCAAAGGCAUCUAGGCCAAGUUAUGGCCCUCCUAAGGCAUCAAGACCCAACUAUGGUCCCCCUCCUAAGGCGAAGCCACUGUAUGGACCCCCACUGAAGGCUCCUGGACCAUCCUAUGGGCCACCCCUCAAGGCUCCUGCUGAGCCCACCUACCUGCCAGCGCCCAAAGCCUUUCACAAGCCGCCCAUCAUCAUCUACCAGGGAGUGAGGCCGCCUGUACACGUCUACCAGCAGCCCAGCACAGGCGGAGUACCCAAGAGCGCACCAGCAGCACCUUCAGGAAGCUACGGCGCGCCUCCCAGCCCUCAGCCCUCAUACAGCGCGCCUCUCAGCCCUCUGGCGGCCUAUGGCGCUCCGAAGGGAGAAGACAUCAUAAAGACAGACAGUGACUCGUACUCUGCUGGAAGUUCUCAAGUCGCCAGCAUCGCCAGUGUCGCUCCCGCUCACUCUUCACUUUCUGAAGGCACUCCCGCCCACUUGACAACCUCGUUACAGUCUGCCCCCGCCCACUUGACAACCUCGUUACAGUCUGCCCCCGCCCACUUGACAAUUUCGUCACAGUCUGCCCCCGCCCAUUUGACAACCUCGUCACAGACCUCGAGCUACACUGCACAGAAAAAGAAGGACUCAGAUGUCACCGACAAAGAGGAGGAGGAGAAAGGGAGCGACUGGGAGCCCACUAUCGGCUACCCGGCCUUCUCGGACCCGUCUCUCUCCGUCGACCCCCGUAAUCCCAAGACCGCUGAAGACCGCGUCGAGACCAAUGUGGACGUGAGCGAGGCCAAGGUCUCGGCGUCGGUCUCGGUCAGCUCGUCUUCGUGAUAUGUGAGCUAAUUAACACCUCAACACCUUCAGCGUCCUGUUCAAUGACCACCCGGGAGCCAGCCCUUGUGUGCUGGUGCGUCAGGGCUGCUACCUGGCACACGCCGGGUAGCCCCCGAGGUGCUGUUCUGCGCGUCGUUAUAAGACGUGGAAAGAGUGUCACUCCCCGAGCAGCGCUGGACGGUGCAGCAGCCAACACGUUUGUGCUCAGUACGGGCAUCUCUCUCAGCCAAGGCCGAGUGUAGUAAUGUAAGGUGGAUAGCGGGCCGUCGUUUCCGGUCCCUCUCCUGACUCUCGAUAGUGAAUACUGUGGCCACUUCGGUCGUACAAACAUCACCCGUCUGGUGUCGUUAUUUAUUGUUAUUAUGGCGGCGGACGCGCCACGGCUGCCGGCCCAUCCCUCACCACCACCACACUAUUUAUUGUUUCCAACCACACCACCACCUUGUCCACUCACCCUGCUGCUGUGUCCCAUGACCCGUCACCCUGCCCUCAUGACCCGUCACCCUGCCCUCAAGACCCGUCACCCUGCCCUCAUGACCCGUCACCCUGCCCUCAUGACCUGUCACCCUGCCCUCAUGACCUGUCACCCUGCCCUCAUGGCCUGUCACCCUGCCCUCAUGACUUGUCACCCUGCCCUCAUGACCCGUCACCCUGUCCCAAUGACCCAUCACACGUUAUGGGUUACCUGAGUACUUCUGUAUACUGGGGCUACCUGAUGGGUACCGGAGGGCUACCUGUACACUGGGGCUACCUGUACACUGGGGCUACUUGAGGGCUACCUGUACGCUGGGGCUACUUGAGGGCUACCUGUACACUGGGGCUACUUGAGGGCUACCUGUACACUGGGGCUACUUGAGGGCUACCUGUACACUGGGGCUACUUGAGGGCUACCUGUACACUGGGGCUACUUGAGGGCUACCUGUACACUGGGGCUACUUGAGGGCUACCUGUACACUGGGGCUACUUGAGGGCUACCUGUACACUGGGGCUACCUGUACAUUGGGGCUACUUGAGGGCUACCUGUACACUGGGGCUACUUGAGGGCUACCUGUACACUGGGGCUAUCUGAGGGUGAUGGAUGAUCUGGUGAGUGUUACGACCAUACUCCUCACAUCACUCCCUACAGCCGUGGCGCAGACCUCGUCUCUCCCGUUUGCCUGUCAUUCCCUGGCAGUGUAAACUCAUCUCUGUAUACCUCGAUGGCUACAGUAUACUCACCUCCGUAUACUUCGUAGUCUACUCAUUUGCCACAAAGGUUCUUUGUUUGUAAUAUUAUUUGUAUUAGUUUCGUUAUAUUUAUAAUGUUAAUUAUUAAUAAAAAUUAAAUGUGAA